CUUGCAUAAAGAAGAUGCUUAUAAAGAGGACACAUUACACUUUCUCCAAGCGGGGGUUAAACAUUCUGCUCUGUACGGUAUGUAUACCACUUCCAGGCUUAUUCUGUGUGUGAUGAAACUCGUUUAUUUCAUAGCACUUCAUCAGAAAGUAUUUGUUCAACAGGAAAUUAAGCAUGUUUUUUUUAUGUAUGUUAGAUCUGUAGUUGCCAAGGGAUUAAUAGUUGUACCACUUAAUUGCCAAAAAAAUCUGACAGUAUUUUGUCAAUAUCUUGCCAUUGUUAUAUACUGGUUUAAACAUCAAGUCCUGUGACAAGGAAAGCGGUAAUCUGUGUCCUCCUAAAAAUGUUGAAUUUUUUUUAUAUAUUUAUAUUAUAUUUAGAAGUUGAAUCUGGUGGUAAUUAAGUUAUAUAUGGUUUAUGUCAUAAUAGAGAAAUACAUGCACUUCAGCACUUGGGUGGUUAAAACUAGAGUCUUGCCUGAUUUAACUGUAGUAGCUCCAGAUUAUCAGUUAUUAUCACUUGCAUAUUUAAGAUAUUUAGCAACAAUGAAAAAUAAUAGCUCUAAUCGUUAUUAACCCCUUAAGGACACAUGACAUGUCUGACAUGUCAUAAUUCCCUUUUAUUCCAUAAAUUUGGUCCUUAAGGGGUUAAUGUUUCAUUAGCAAUCACAGAAGUAUCCUGUCCCUAGUUAUUACAGUUUAGUAUAAUCUUCCCUGUAUACCUCUCUAUCCCAUCACAUUGGGUAUUAUACACAUUGUUAUAGGGGAUCUGUCUGCAGGAGCAUUCCAUCCGUUUCCAUGGUGAUUACGUCACUUUUCAUGUGUUGCCCCCUAUUCGUCUGAAUGCAUUGCUCAGUUACAAAAACACAACAUAUAAUGCAAGAGUUAUUUUAUUUUAAUAUUAUUUAUAUAGCGCCAUUACAUUCCGUAGCGCUGUACAUUGAGUUGUACGCUUCUGCAAUUCUAUACAAAUAAAAAUAGUUAUUUUCCCUUAUUUUGAUGAUAAAAGCUAUAUAAAUCAAUAACAAAUGUAACAUGUAUUAAUAGUGUUUGCUCUUAAAAAGUUAAAUACUAUAUAUAUAAAAUAUUUUUUACAUAAAAGUACCAUUCCAUCAGAAUACAGUUGGCAGACAAUGAAAAUAUCCAAACCAAAAGAAAAAAAGAUGAUACACAACUGGUCACACGAGGAGAUCCAGGAAUUAUUGCUCCAAUAUAAAACUGUUUAUUCCAUCGAGCAGAAAGACAAGGUCAGGUUACAGCCACCUCACUUCAUAAGUGAAAAGCGACAAUGAAAAUAAACUUGACCAUUUGAUGCAUUGAGAGCUCAAACACACAUAUUGCUCUCUGUGAGGGAUGGUCGAGCGCGCAUGAACUUGUAAGGAAGGCACUUAACUCACUUUGUGGAGAGGGAAAGAGGAACUGGUAGAAACAAAAAACAGUGUCCUUUAAAAGGAACAUGGACAUACAGUGGGUUCGUAGUUAAUGAAGUUUGAAGGUCCUAAUGACUGCCUGCCUGACAUUCACUAUAUUGCAAAAUGAAAACCGUGCCAAUUUGCAGAGACUGCACAGUUUUCAAUUUCACGGCUGCAGGGACAGUGUAAAACGUUUCUGAGAGGUUGGAUAAAAAGCAGGGUUUUCCUUCCAUCUAUAGCCUAGCUUUGGCUUGAAAUUAGCUGCAGGACAGGGACCUGUGUAAAGCCCUGGCUCCUUUCAAGCCAAGAGUGGGCUAUAGAUGUGGCCUGGUUUUGAGUGAUAUGUCAAAAAUGGAUCAAAUUGUAUACUGCCCCUUUAUAUAGGGAAAAUCUAGAAUGAUGGUUCCUGCGGCGCAGGAAUAAUGAAAGGAUAACUCCACAUCCCAACUGUAAAUAAAUAUAUUACUGUUCAGCAGAUUUACAUUUUUUUUCAUUUGGGUAUAAGAACAGAUCUCCUGUCUGCAGCCUUUGCAAGCCCUCCCCUUCUAACCCUACCCAGACCUUCUGUGGCUGUCCAAUCACAGACUUGCAGCAUUCAGCUCAAUGAGAAAUCUUUGCAAUACAGGUGCUCUGGGCAAUUGCUGCCUCUUCAGUUUAUAUCCACUGAACUAACCAAAGUUUAGUAACAGAACAUGUUAUAUUUGACAGCGGAAAGAAUGGGGGUGGGGAUGAGGGGUGGUGUAAAAAGUUUAACUUAUAAAAGUUCCAAUUUCUAUUGAAAUCUUCAAUCUUUAAAUUUUUAAAACUACAAACUCCGACCAAAGCAUUUCAGCAAGCUAUAGUACUUUAGGUGUUUGAAGUGUUUCUUUAAAAGCAACCCCACAAGUCAUGUUAUUCACUACAAUGAAAUUGUGAGGAAUUCAGAGUAAGUGUCAAAUUUAAAGCUAAAAUAGCAGGGCUGGAAAAAUUCUCCAAGUCAUCUAUGCUUCCAGCUCAACUGCUUUGGACUUAAAUAUACCUAAUAAAUCAACUUCCUGUAUGCCUUAAUUUGUUUCUAUGCAAGCUCCAUCCUUCCUUAGGAGCUUUAAUUAAAGAAUCAAGUCAUCCUACGUUCCUGGUAUUAAAAUGCCGCCUGUCCAUAGUGCGUGGUUUACCUGUCUCAAUACACCUUGUAACACAGUAAGCUAUAUAAUCUGGUAAUGCUAAUACCCCUCAAUUCUCUUUGGUAAUGAGGAAACAAUGCUUGUUUGUUAAGACAAGGCAAUGGGUGUUGUAUAUUACUUACUUGCUGCCGCACCUGACUUGAUUAGGACCAGGUAAGCCCUGCCCAGGUGUGGUGCUCAAUUACCUGCCAGUUCCCAUAUAUUGACUCUUUGUUUAAACAAGUAUAUAACAAUAGAAAAAAAAAUGCAAAUAUAAAACACAGCAAAUGUGCGCUUUGGGAUUCCUCUAGUUAAUGUGUAAUAAAAUAUUUAUAGUGUUAAUGUGUAUAGCUUGGUAAAGUGCUAUACAUCAGAAGAUGUGGUAGCAGCAGGGAUCACUCUCCUAAAGCUGAGAGAGAAUGGCAAUGUAUUUACAUGAGAGUCAAUGUUACAAUUGUUUGCUUACAUCAUAUAGAAAAUCUGUAUCAUUCUCAGCCCUAAAAGAUUAAACUUUUUACAGCUGUGGCUGGGUGGGUCGGAUGCCAUAUUUUCUUGGACUCAGACUUCUUCGAAUUGAUGGGGAACCCAAUAGUAUAAGGGAUUUAUAUGCUGCAUGAUUCUUUACUGAUUAACAACUUAAUUAAAGAAUUGAUUGCAGAUAAAUCAGAUUAAGGAACAGCAUGCAUGCAAAAUCAGCUCUCUUAGCAUGCAAAUAUGGUUAUUCAGUUACACCACUUAGGACAUAUUGUGUUAAGCCCAUCACAAUGCCCCAAUAUCAGUGCGCCCUAUAUUCUACACUUAUUCACACAUUCUUCAGGACAGCAAUAGUGUCACGGGGGGCAGGCUUGUUGGGACAUUGCUAGUGAAACAGCCUGUCUGGCCAGACCCAAUGUAGAGGACCAGAAAACGCUUCUGAAUAAAUUUCACCAUGGUCCUAGAGCUGCAGGACAGUGCCAGCAUGGCUAAUGAUGGGCUCUUGAGGUGCUGCUAAAGGACAGUUUCUUGGGGUGUCUAGAUGCCAACACCCUAAAAUUAGGACUGCCCCACCAACAUCAGGACAAUUUUGCGAGGGUUCUCAACCCAGUCCUCAAGGACCCCCUACCAGUCCAGGAUUUAGGGAUAACGUGGGUGUGUCUAAAGUGUAAAAAAAAAAAAAACACACCUUAGACACCCCCAUAUAAUCCCUAAAUCCUGGACUGGUAGGUGGUCCUUGAGGACUGGGUUGAGAACCCCUGGUUUAGAGGCCUGUGGAUUUGUAUAUUGGAUAUGAAGCAUAGGCAGUCUAAGCACCAUAACCACCACAGCUAGAUGCAUUGAUUAGGUUUCUAAUAGUCUCAGGGAAAUCGUCCAUUGUUGUUAUUUUUCAUACCGUUUUGGGACUCUUCAAGGCUGCCAUUGCCUGCCCCCUCUCUAGUCGCGAAUCUAUGCAACCUGGAUAGCAGUGAUCUAUCCAACCUGAACGUAGUGUGUUAACACACAUCCAGCACAAUCCAUCAUGUCUGUUCACCGAGACCACUGCUGGCUUCCAGCCCUAUAAUUAUUGAAAUAAAGGGGGGUGGGGAGGGGAAUAGGAAAGGCAGGUGGUUGGACUGAAGGCACUAUAACAACACCAACAAGAUGAAGUUGUUAUGGUGGCUACAGUGUUCCUUUAAUCCACAAAAAGGUCACAGAUGAGUGAAUAACCUUGUUAAACUCUAAAGUAAUCCAUUUAAAAUGAUUGCCAACUAGGAUCACUACAUUUCCCAGGGCACAUAUUGCUUGUACAUGGUGUUGGAGAGUUAAUAAAAUAAAUGCUGCUCUGUAGAAUGCAGAUAAUUUAUAUUAAUCCUGAAAUAAUUCUGCAAUGUAUGGGUGCUAUAACAUAACACAGGUAGCACUUUUCAUAUACUGAACAAAUGCAUUUUAACUUCAUAGGUAUCUAAGAAAAUAUCGGGAAGCUACAAAUCCUGACAAUACUUUAUGUACAGGUUUUAGUGAUAUAAUCCAACCUGUGUACAAUUAAAACCGCUUUUAAACAGAUGUUUACUUUAUAGAAAAUACUGUUCUUUCAAUAAUUGCAUCUCCUGGUCCCAUGACCACAUCAACAGGCAGUAGUGGUUGUGGUGCGUGGAGUGUUUCUUUAAUUUUCUACAAUUUGAAAUUUAGCGAAUACCUCAGUACGUGUCUUCCACCUCUAAUAACAAAACAUUAAAGGGUUAAACUUAUCUUGGUUCAGAGAAUGUAACUUGAAACCUGCACUUUAUUGGUUUCUUGCUUGCAUCUGUAAAUUUAGUGUUUGUUACGUGGAACAGUUUUUGGACUUAAUGACAGUAAAGUCUCCUUGCAGGCAUUGCUUCGGUAGCCCCAUCCACUGAAGGGUUGAUCAAAAGCUGCACACCCUUUUUGUGUUUCCGUUUAACUGAUGUUAUCAAGUCUCCACCUGCUACAAUUCCUCCUUUGUGUCUCCCUAGAGCGAUUUAACCCCCAUCUCCUCAUUAUGUAGUAAAUUGGAUUUUUAAAUAAUUUUUUUUUGCAGUUUACAAAAAUCUUUUCAGAACCGAGCCAAAGAGAGGAGGAACUAAUAUCUGCUUGAGAGAUUGCAGCUCAUGGGAGAUGGAAGAAAAUUAUGCCCCAGGAUGUUUCCAUAGCAUAAGUGUACAUUCUUUCAGGACUUAACCUCGGGGGAUAAUAUGUUACAGAGCAAAGGGACAGAUCACAGAGAAAGAUUUUUUUGUGCAACAUUCUUGUUUUCAGCUACAUGCAAAGACCAAUGUUUUCAGACUGCCUCCAACUUCUCUGACAAUGCAAAGCCUUGUUCCGUGGCUUGGUAGAAGACCGAGCAAUCCCACUGGCAAAGGGCAGGUGUGAAAGAUGGCAAGCAGUCUGACUGUUGUCGGUGCCCUCUGGGCUCUCCUCUCAUUCCUCUCGGCAGCUAUUAGCUGCACCAGUUUCUUCAUGCCCUACUGGUUAUUUGGUUCUCAGAUGGGAAAACCAGUUUCCUUCAGCACCUUCCGGAGGUGUACCUACCCUGCUCAUACAGAGGAAAAAAGUCUGGUGAUGGUAGAAGAGUGUGGCAGGUAUGCCAGUUUUAGUGCCAUCCCGAGCCUGUCCUGGCAAAUCAGCACUCUGGUGACCGGUAUUGGUUGUGCUUUGUUACUGCUGGUGUCAUUGUCUGCAGUUCUUGGCUGUUGCAUCGGGGACCUCAUCUCCAGAAUGACUGGCCGGUUGCAAGGAGGAGUGCAGUUUGUUGCAGGUAAGAGAUGACACAAUGGAGGGGAGCCCAUCAAAGAUUGAUGUGAGUUACAGUGGUGGUAAGCCAUCACAAACAAGUGUAAAUUGUCUUUAAAUUGUCCAUCUUCUGUUUCUGAUGGAGAAGUUAAAUCUGGAUUACAAAAUUGAGGCUAAAAUUUCCAAGCUGUGACUAUAGCAGAUAAUUGUACCAGAUUAGCUACUUUUGCCUCAUUUUUUCAGUUUGUACUUUAAUUCUCUGCAGUUCAGUGUAUAUAGUGAAUCACCCGGAUGGCCUCUGUCUCUACAGCAAUUCUACAGCAUGUUAGUGUGGAAGAGGCGCUAAUUAAGAAAAGCAGCAGCAAAUAGCUGGGACAUACAUGCAGGCCAGGACAUGUGUGUCUCAUGUUACUCUAUGAUUGAUGGAUCCCGUUGCAUGAUAUAAGACCGUGCAAUAUGGUUUUUUUAUUGCAUGAUGUGAUUCCACCCACUGUGCAAUAUGUAAUUGGAAGCCAUGACUGUCCCGUUGAAACAACACACAGAUUGUCUAAUGUAAUAAUAUAUAUAUAUGAUGUAUGCUGUAAUCAUUAUUAUAAGUCAUCACUGUUUGUUCACACUGGAAUCAUGGUAGAAGUGACUGCGUCGCUUUACAUUGCUUUGCCACCUAUGUUAAUAGAACAAGAGGUAUAGCAAGUCUCCUAGUUGUCACCAACAUCCCGGUUAACUCUAAAAAACUGUGAUAAACACAAAAGAAAUGGUGUGGUGAGCUACAAUUACAUGUGUGAGGAUCACCAAUGAGAUUAUAUACAUACACUGGUUAUCGGUCUCCCGAAAUAUACUGGUUGUACUCCACCUAGGAAAUGAUAUUCCAGCUUUUAAUCACUUAAAAACAUAAAACAAAACAUAGUGUAAAACUGUUGGUAUUUAAUGAUAAAAGAUGAGGUGAUUAUUGCACUCACAGGUGGGAUAAUGUGAUUAUUACACUCACAAGUGGACUCUACAGCCUCUAUAACUCUCUCUUCACUCUAUUUGGGACAUCCUUAUCCAGAACACACUCCUUUAUUACCUCUUGGGAUCCAGAACGUUGGUGCAUUCAGGAGCUGACUCAAAACAUCUUGGAGUCCCUCUGUGGCAGGUCUUUUGACCGAUUGAUGUGCCUUUCUAGCCACUGUUAGUGGCGGACCACUUGUGAGUGUAAUAAUCACCUUAUCUUUUAUCAUUAUAUCCAAAAUAUUACACUAUGUUUUGUUUUAUGUUUUUUAUAAGUGAGUGAAAGAUGGAAUAUCAUUUCCUAACUGAAAGAAAAAAGAGAGGUUGGAGAUUCCCGUAUUGUUUAUAUUGUCACCAAUGGAACACUGGUAAAUUAAAACGUCAAUUUUAAUAAAUCAAGUUAAAAGUCCCUUUUUAAUAAGGACAUUACACACACUCUUUUAAUAAACACGUGUAUACACACCACAUCUAAAUGAAAACCACAUCUAAAUGAAAAUGGAUAAAUCCACUAUAAAUAAUAAUUCCACUAGAGGGAAAAAAAUGCCCUCUAAUGACUGUAUUAGUCUACUGAAUUGGAAUCCUACAAAAUUAAUAGUUUCAUUUCCUAACUGGAGUACUACCAGUAUAUUUCGGGAGACCAAUAAUCAGUGUAUGUAUAUUUUCUCAUUGAUGAUCCUCACACAUGUAAUUGUAGCACACCACACCAUUUAUUUUGCCUUUUAUGUUAAUAGAACAAACAAACAUCAAUCAAGGAUUUGUAUAUUAUUUCAGUUCCCAAGUCACAUAUAUCAAUACAAGCCUUUUCACAUCCGCUUUGCCUUUAACACAUUACAUGCCAGAAUGUGUGCAAGAAAGACAUUGCAGAGCAAUUUGUCUCCAGUGCUUGUACAGAAACAGUUAAGCAUCAAGUGAUCUUGAGCUUUGAAGCAGCAAAACAAGUCUGUACGUUUGUACGGCUUUGAUAUCCCUGUGGUGGGAUUAAUUUAGAGGAGUACGAGACCUCUCCCCUGCUUCCUGACUGCCACGCAAUGUAAAGUGUGUGAAAUUGGAGUAGUGUCGUUGACACAAGCUCAAUAUAAGAAGAUAUGGAAUAACCCUAUUUCUAUUAAAUGAAGAGACUGCUGGCUGCCAGCCAGACCAUGUUUAAUAAGCAAUGUCAUUUACUGUGCAAGGCCCAUAUUCAAUGAACCAUGGAAUUUAUCUAAAAGAGCAGACUGUAAGACCUUUAUUGGAAUGAUCUCUAAAUAGGACGGUACUUCUAAAUGCAGUACUCUUCUGGCAGCUCUCAUUCAAUGCCUUAUCAUGAUAGGAUUUAACUAUUCAAAAGCCAGACUUGUUAGCAACACUUUAGCCUAUCUGAAUAAGGAGAGAUUCAUGGACCUUAUAUUAUUGGAGCUAUGAUUCCGGUUGGGUGUAUACUUAAUAAAGUUCUCAUGAUGCACUUUUGGGAAUGUUUCGCUAAAGGCCCACAGUCUGAAUUCACCAGGAAAUUCUUGGUGAAAAUAUUCAAUUAGGAAAAACGUUUCAGUUCAGUCAUGUUUCCAAAUCAAAUUUUCUGGCCUUAAAUGUGCAGUUUGUUCCCUGUUCAGUUUGGGACAAUUUGUGCUUUAGUAGUGAAUAAUCCUGUAUAAUAUGUGUGCAGUAAAAGCACAGAUUUGGAAGCUCUAUUAUCCAUUUAAAUUGUUAAGGAUGCUGCUAAAUUGGCCAAUGAAUUUGGCAUUGCGUUCUGAAAAUGCAAAGUUGUGAAAAUCUGACUAUUCUCCAAUAGUUCCUUGGUAUAAGCAAAUCAGAGUAUUUUAAAUUAACUGAUACAUGUAUUAAACAUAAAAAAAAAACCCUCAAAAGUUGUACUGAAAAAAAAAAAAAGACUCAUUUGGAAAGAGAAGUGUGUGUGUUUGUUUCUAUACGCCACCUUUAUUAAUAAUAAAAUCAUAUACUGAAUUACGUCCCUUCAUCCCCAAUGACUUCUCCUUUGUAAAUAUAUCGCCUAACAGAGGAUAUGUGUGAAAUUCUCAUUAUUCAUUCCGUAUCAUUAAUAGUGUUAGGCACAAUGUAUUGAGCUUAUAACGUGUGCUUUUAUCAGUUGGAUUAUACUAUCUCAAGCGAGAUAACAUCACUUCAUGCUAUGCUAUCCCGUGGGCUGAUUUAUCAAAGUGUCUAAACCUCACAGUCUGAUGAAUCGGCCCACAAAAAUAAGAUAGCAUGAAAUGAUACUCUCUCGUGACAGGUAUUAUCAUCGCUUUCAUAAAUGCAAGGUUAUCUUUGUAUCAUUUGUUUUGUGGUAUGCUUAAAUUAUCAGCAUUUGUUGUUUGUUUGGUUUUACUUCUUUUUCAGGAUUAAGACAGUCUGAGAAGUCUAUUCAUCAAACACAGCAUUAGUAGUGUUAUUUAGCUAAUCAGAGUUUAGAUUAAAACUUUAUAACAGGCAAUUUCAUACCACCGCUCAACAGGCCCUAAACUCAUUAUUUACCUACGUUAGAAUAUAAAGUGAAAUAAAACAAAACGUGGGUUACGUUAAAAGAUCCCUGCAUCCUUAUAAAUAAAUAUAUUUAUAAUGCUGGAGUGUUUUAUGACACUUUUAGUGUCUCACAGUAACGUGUAUUUAACCCUUUAAGUAUGGGGACAAUGGUCUCCAUUGUUCUUAACCAUAAGAAACAUAGUGGAAACAUUUUUCUUAAAAUGUGAAAAAACUAUUUUUUUCACAUUUUUGCUUCUAAUAAUUUCACAUAUCCAGCGCAACUAAAUAAAAAUAAGUCAAAUAGAUUCAUGUGUCAGACUUGAUGGUUAAAGGUCUCUCAAAUAUAAAUAAUAUGGUUGUAAUUAACACUAACCCUAUACCAAUCCUAACCGUAUGCUAACCCUGUCCUUAACCCUAAAACAGCUUUAACCCUAACCCAGUAUUAACACUUACUCUAACCCUAACCUUACAACUAACUCAAAGCCUACCCUUAUAGAAACCCCCUGCUUAUCUUAGUAGAUCUCAGAUGGAUUUCCUGGUUAAAACAGUAGAGUGUUCUGUGACUGCUAUCGACUGCCUGUAUUCACAGUUUUUGCACAAAAUAGUCUGCAUGUUGCACCAUAAGCCGGCCUCCUUAGUCACACCCCUUCAUGCCAGAAAUACUUCCUUCCAUAGCAAAUGUAUGCAUGGUCUCAGCCACAACAGCACUGAGUGAGCGGCUUUUAAUUCACAACCUGGCUGCAGACCAUCAGAGAAACUACAAAUAGGGAGUUACAUCCUUACUAUAUGCCUCUCCUUAUAAUGCAAGUUGUUUUGUUUUUCAGAUCAUUCAGUACUGUCAGAUCUGUCAGUGGCUGAGCUGUAAGGACUAUAAGGAAGUCUUUCUGGAGAGAGUGGGUGUGGCUAAAGAGGCAGGCUUACGGGGCAGCAUUCUGCAAAACAUUUUUUAAAAUGUAUGCAAAACUAUUUCAGCAUGCAAAAAUGUACAGCGUAUUAACCAAAUGCAUUAAAGUAGUAUUGGUGCCUGGAGUGCCCAUUAAAGUACUAUAAUUAUAACAUUAACUUAAUGUAGGUCCCCAAACGAAGAUGACCUAACUGUUUUGCAUAUUCAUUAGCCUCCGCUUGUCGAUGAGUAAGUCCUACUUGAAAAUAUUAAUAAGUAAAAGGCAAGUUGUUUGUAGUCCACUUAGAUAUAGAAGUUUUCGAUUAAACCCAGAUUUUCGACUAUUUGCAACAAUGCAGUUGCAUUAAGCGUGUUUGUAGCAGAAGGAAAAGAUACAGGGUAUUCAAAGACCCAAUUGGACAAUACUAUAUGAAAAUGGGUAUUCUGAAUUAUUUUUGAUUUAAGUCUGUGUUUAUAGGACAGUAUCUCUUUAAUGUCCCUACGCAAAUGUAGCUGAGGAUCUGCCCAGCCCUACCUUAUCUGGGUCACACUGCAAACUGGUCUGGCAGCAUUUGUCUUAUGUUUCCUGGCUGGAUCAGAGAGCCUCUGUGCACCUGUUACAUAUCUUUUGUUCAUUUAUAAGUGCAUUGUGGCUAUUUCCAAAGCCCAAAAGCAGGACAGACAGAGAGAGGUAUUUGGACGAGCGGUUGCCUUUGGGCACUAUACAGAGCAAACAGGAUAGGAGAUACAAGUGAAAGGCUCUCCAGGAAACCACCUAAUGUGACAAAGUCUCUCCUUUAAUGUAGGACAAAUGAUUUAAAGUUGAUUGUACAAGAUACAAUGUAAAUCUGUAUUAUGAAAAUAAUUGACAAAGCAUUCACAUUAAUCCUUUACUGGGCAGGGAGUUGAACUGUGCUGUAAGAUCAGACACUAAAAGGAUCAUGCUUGCACAACAUGCACUACAGGUGGCUGCAGUGGUUGUGGUGCUUGGAAUACUCUUUUAAGCUGAGGUCCGAGACAUACACUCAGAUUGUCACAGGGCCAUUUCGUUGAGUUCCUGAUAAUCUGGGAAUCCAACUCAAAUCUUAAUGCAAAAAGUAUUGUUGCCUGCUGCAGGAAUACCAUGGUAUCUAGAACACGGAGUGAUUCACUUUACACCCUAGAAAUCCGUGAUGUACUUUUAUUACAUGAGGUAUAAUUUGGAAUAUCACUUAUUAUUUAUUUUGUGUAUUUUUGAGCGGUUAUACAUUUUAUAUUCUAUAUUAGAAUCCUGGAAAUAGUACAUUUAUGGGAAUUUUUUUUUUUUUUCAAUAGAAUAAUUAAGAAAAAAAAAUUGCGUUCGUUUAAAUUAUUUGAACUAAAUAUAAUUCUGUAUAUGGGUAAAAGUUUUAUAACCCAUCGUCAGCUUGAUAUGCUGUAGAAAGUACAUUCCAAAAGAGACAGUCCAGAGGGUGAUGAAAUUUUACUUCCUAAUAUUCAGAUCUUUAAAUUCACUGUCCUCUAAGUGUUAUCCAUCAAGGUCUAAUUUUUGGAAUCACAUUUUGUUACAAUUCCAGCAGCUUUUACAUAAUCCCUUGUGGAAUAGCGAGUGCUCCCUUAGACAAGCAGCAGUUAUUUGCUUAGAUGUUUCAGGUGCAGUCAAUAAUGAGGAAGACCAUUACAGGUUAAAGCUUUAUGGCUGAAUGUUCUAUAAUCUGUCUCAAUUCCGGCCAUUAAAGGUUUGAGAUCAAACAGGCAGCCAGACAAGAUCAUUUUGUAAAUCACUUAAGAUGGCAGGUACUACACAAUGCAAUUACAUUUUAUGUGUAUAAAUAUCAGGCAUCUUCUCUUACACUUUUCUAUUUGCUCGAAGAAAGUUAUCUACAAACCAAAAAGAUAUAUAAAUUAAAAUAAAUUGUAGGAGUAAAUUCGAGAAAAAAUAAAAAUGAAAACUAAAUGUUUAGAAUGGUUGGUUACAUUAAAAAUUAAUUUACAAAGUGUAUGUUAAGCAUACCAAGCACCAGGCCUCUCCACAAAAAACAAACCAAAAAAACAAACCUUUUUUUUUUUUUUUUACUGUUUAGUAGAUGAAUCCCCAAUAAGAACACAAUUUAAUUAUGAAUUUUUCAUUUAUAUAUAUAUAUAUAUAUAUAUAGAUAUAGACUGACAAAGUCUCUCCUUUAAUGUAGGACAAUGAUUUACAAUUAUAUACUGCUCCAAAAAAAUAAAGGGAACACUUAAACAACACAAUGUAACUCCAAGUCAAUCACACUUCUGUAAAAUCAAACUGUCCACUUAGGAAGCAACACUGAGUGACAAUCAAUUUCACAUGCUGUCGUGCAAAUGGGAUAGACAACAGGUGGAAAUUAUAGGCAAUUAGCAAGACACCCUCAAUAAAGGAGUGGUUCUGCAGGUGGUGACCACAGACCACUUCUCAGUUCCUAUGCUUCCUGGCUGAUGUUUUGGUCACUUUUGAAUGUUGGCGGUGCUUUCACUCUAGUGGUAGCAUGAGACGGAGUCUACAACCCACACAAGUGGCUCAGGUAGUGCAGCUCAUCCAGGAUGGCACAUCAAUGCGAGCUGUGGCAAGAAGGCUUGCUGUGUCUGUCAGUGUAGUGUCUAGAGCGUGGAGCCGCUACCAAGAGACAGGCCAGUACAUUAGGAGACAUGGAGGAGGACGUAGGAGGGCAACAACCCAGCAGCAGGACCGCUACCUCCGCCUUUAUGCAAGGAGGAACAGGAGGAGCACUGCCAGAACCCUGCAAAAUGACCUCCAGAAGGCCACAAAGGUGCAUGUUUCUGCUCAAACGUCAGAAACAGACUCCAUGAGGGUGGUAUGAGGGCCUGACGUCCACAGGUGGGAGUUGUGCUUACAGCCCAAAACCGUGCAGGACGUUUGGCAUUUGCCAGAGAACACCAAGAUUGGCAAAUUCGCCACUGGCGCCCUGUGCUCUUCACAGAUGAAAGCAGUUUUACAGUGAGCACAUGUGACAGACGUGACAGAGUCUGGAGACGCCGUGGAGAACUUUCUGCUGCCUGCAACAUCCUCCAGGAUGACUGGUUUGGCAGUGGGUCAGUAAUGGUGUGGAGUGGCAUUUCUUUGGGGGGGCCACACAGUCCUACAUGUGAUCGCCAGAGGUAGCCAGACCGCCAUUAGGUACCGAGAUGAGAUCCUCAGACCCCUUGUGAGACCAUAUGCUGGUGCGGUUGACCCUGGGUUCCUCCUCAUGUGGCUGGAGUGUGUCAGCCGUUCCUGCAAGACAAAGGCAUUGAUGCUAUGGACUGGCCCGCCCGUUCCCCAAACCUGAAUCCAAUUGACCACAUCUGGGACAGCAUGUCUCGCUCCAUCCACCAACCUCACGUUGCACCACAGACUGUCCAGGAGUUGGCAGAUGCUUUAAUCCAGGUCUGGGAGGAGAUCCCUCAGGAGACCAUGCGCCAACUCAUCAGGAGCAUGCACAGGCGUUGUAGGGAGGUCAUACAGGCACGUGGAGGCCACACACACUACUGAGCCUCAGUUUGACUUGUUUUAAGGACAUUACAUCAAAGCUGGAUCAGCCUGUAGUGUGUUUUUCCACUUUAAUUUUGAGUGUGACUCCAAAUGAAAAAUGUGAUUUCCAUUUUUUUACUUUUGUGUGAUUUUGUUGUCAGCACAUUCAAUUAUGUAAAGAACAAAUUAUUUCAGAAGAAUAUUUAAUCUAGGAUGUGUUAUUUUUGUGUUCCCUUUAUUUUUUUGAGCAGUGUAUAUAUAAACAGAUUGCAAAGGCUGCAGCUCUCUUGUCUGCUGCCUCUGCAAACCCUUCACUACUAAUCCUGCCUAGAUUGUCAGUGGCUGUCCAAUCCCAGACUUCCCAGUGCAGUCUUUGCAUUGCAGGGGCUCUGAGCAGUUGUUGCCUCUUAAAUUAAGCUCCACUGAGCUAAUCAAACCAGGCAGUAACAGUACUGGGUGGCCAUUUAAAAAGCCAAGGAGGUAUAACAAGGUUAAUUUAUACAAGUGUCAAUUUCUAAUGAAAUUUGCACUUUCUGUAAAAUGGAAAGAUUCUUCACACAUAAAGUGCUUCAUGGAUGUGGAGUGUCCCUUUAAUAGUGAUGCUCCUGUUUACCUGUAUAUAAAAUGUUCAAACACACAUAAGAUGUAUAGUUGUAUAUUUUGCAAUUGUGUAUCUUUCAAGGCCACUUAACAUAAUCCUGCUCAUGUAAUAAAAUAAGGGAAAAAUAAUUAAAAACAAAAAAGUGGUUGGCAAAAAAAAUCCACUGGAAAAAUACAACACUGCAACAAAAAUAAAUCAAUCUUCAACCUGCGAUUGCUCGGUGCUGAAAAAGGCUUCAGAGUAGGAGAGCUUUUCUAAAGGUUUUCCAAAGCUUUGACUAAUUAUUAGAGAUAUCUGAUUGGUUGGCUUGUAAGCCAACCAAUCAAAUCGCUCUGACAGGCAAGUCUCACUUCUCUCAGUACUUACCAUGGGACAGUUCAGGACAAUCUCCCGAAUUAUAGAAAAAGUUGCAUUUGCUGUUUCAGUGGAAUUUGUAGAAAUAAAUAUAUGGAAUUAAGCACUCCCCGAAUUAUCUCACAUUCCAAACAAGUGAGCAUGUGGCUUCCACCAUCCUCACACACAUAAUUUAAAGACACCCUGGAGGGUGUAAGCUGUGUGUUGGAGAAUUUUGCAUGUUAUUGUGGAUAUUGCGAUUUUUACAAACAGAAUUGCAACACCUAUGGUAUGUAUUUUUAUUUAUUUUUUAGAAUAUGUCUUUCUGGAUUUUCCCCAUCAGUCACCUGGUAUAUACUUUAUGAAUGUAUUGCCAAGCACUGAGAUCUAAACUGACUUUUUUUUAACUAGACAAAAGUUGCCCAUAGAGUGAUCACACUGACAUCUCAUGCAGGAUUUAGAGCAUCGGUUUUGUGUUCUAUGGGUUUAGAAUACAACUGACCAAUAUCUUAUGGAAUGCGGACCUACUUUUGUGAGCUUUAACUGUGCAUUUGGGUGUUUGUGAGAACCAGCAACACUUCUAUUAUUUCACACCUUUAACCCCAAAACUAUAUAGUGUCCCUUUUGAAAAUACCAAACAUAAACGCAUUUAAUAGAGGAUGCAGAACUAGCACAUAACACAAUGGAAAUCAGUAGUGUUGUACACAGGUUACUGCAGGACCUUUCUUAUUGUGGUUUAGAGAAGCUUAUGUAGAAGGGCAAGUAUACAUUUCAGGGACUACAGUAUGUCAGAAUUAAUAAAAGUAAUAAUAAAGAAUAUAGUAAUAAUAAAUAAGACGGCAUGUGAGUAUUUGUAAGAAAUGUGUCAGUAUAUAUGGGAAUGCAGAUUCCCAAAAUGCCAGCAGAAUGUAAAACCUUAUACCUUUAUAUGGACAUAAAGAGUGAAGUUACCAAAGUAAAAAGCUAUAUUAGUCUUAUCUAGAGCACGUUCAGCUGCUAUUGAGUGAGUUCAUGUAGGGUAAUGGAGUGCUAAUUAGCUCAAAUGCACUAAUUAGGUAUUCUGGUUGUCGGAUUGCAUCAUAUGCUUCAUACCUCCCAACAUUCUGUGUGUCUGUUCUGGAAUAAUGGAUUCUUCAUUCAUCUGCAGCUGGUAUCUUAGCCAGCUGUGCAUGAGCAGGAGAGCAGACACACAGAUUGUAAACCACCUUCCAGCACACAGCUGAGUUUAUAUAUAGAUCCAUAAACACUUUGCAUAAGGAAUGUGUUAACGUAACCAUGUAUAACGGCCAGAAUUGCAGUUUACACACCAUCUCUGGCUAUUCUGUUAUAUUCUAAUCCUGAGAAGUGGUAAAUUGAUAGAUUAUUGGUUAAAAUCAAUAUGAAUCUGUUUGGAACAUUGUUUUAAAUUGCUUUACAUGAAGAAAAUAUUCAGUGCAGUUGUUUACUAUAGCCAGGUCCUAAUUCAGUGGCAAUUUAUUUAAAUUUAUAUUUUCCUAUGAAUGAAUGAAAGUAAAUCUAUUUUUGAUGAUGCCCAGUAUAUUAAUUCUGCCCAGGAACGUACGGCUCUUGCAAGCUAACAGGAGACAAUUAUAUGUGUAAUUGAUUGUAAUACAUUUUUCAGUUUGCUGUGUGGCUCACGCUGAGUAAACAAACAUGUCCUUUUUGUCUCUCUCUGAUUCUCCGUAGGACUUCUCAUUAGCUCAGGAUGUGCCCUGUAUCCGUUGGGGUGGAACAGCCCUGAAAUCCAGCAAGCAUGUGGCAACGCAUCCAGUCAGUUCCAAUUAGGUAACAAGUGACUCACAGUCACCGAAUGUCGGCUACAUGAGUGUGUCUGACCGGUACUAGCUGUGCAUAAGCGCAAAGCUCAUUAUAACUGGGAUGAAUUGAAAUCAAUACAGCAGAUUGGUCCAAUUCCAGAUCAUGCUGGAGGAACAAGUGAUGAACUCUGUAACAGAAAAUAUUUAUUUCUAAUUGUCUAGAAAUUGGCUAGAAGCAUUUAACAUGGAAAAGCAAAAAAACAAAGAUUUUAAGGGGAACUCUUACCACAAUGGCCACUACAGUUCAUAAUCAUACAUAGUUUGCGUCAAUUUGUUUUCAAGCUGUUAGACAAGAAACAGGAGUCUGCUGGCAACCAAAAAAGACAAGAUGCUAAAAUGUAGCACACACAUUCACUAAAACGUUUAUGGUUUGAAACACUGACGAGACAAACCGAUAGCCAGGCUUCUCAGUUUGCAAUUUGACUACAAUUUGCACAAAGGUUCUGGACUUAGCUAAUCAUUUACUUCAUUUCAUAUUAACAGAACUAUUCACUGAGUAAGAAUUUAAAAUGAAUUUCAAAUUUAAGGCCAAACAUAGAUGAAUUAGAUACACCUCCCCCCCCCCCAAUUUCAGCUACUUUUAAAUUAAAUUUGAAAUUCAUUUUGAAUUCUAACUUUAUUGAAUAACCAUGUAAGAGUUUAGGCCUCUGGUUUAAGUGGCUACAGGAUCACUCUAAACUAUGGGCAGAUGUGGAACAUGAUAGAAUUAUGUUAUUAUUAAUAUAUGCUCUGUUGAUCCGCAUGCUAUAUAAUAAAAGUUCAAGUCCAUGAUGAGUUGCUAAACACAGGUCUGACAGGCUAUUAAAGCAGGAGAUACAUUCUAAAGCAAACAAUGUUCAAUAAAGUGUAAACAUUAUCUCACCUUACAGAAAGUGUUUAGGAAGGCCGUGUAAGUCACAUGCCGAUAGGUGUGGCUAGGGCUGUAUAUACAAAGUGAUUUGAUGCCUAAAUGACAAAGAAUUGAGCAGUGAGACUGCAGAUGUAUGAUAUUUACACCAAAACUAUUUCAGUAAGCUAAAGUUGUUUUAGUGACUAUAGUGUCCCUUUAAUCACACACAAGAGCCUGCUGCAGGCUCUAGCAGGUAACAACAGUGGGAGAAUUGUUCGGAAUUCUAACCAGGAUUAUUUGCAAAAGUGAGAAUAAUUUUUCCUGGAUUAUACAGUCAUCCCCCACUAUGUAUAGGGCAUAAUGCACAGAUAACCUUCAUAGAAUGUUGGUGCCCUAAUCUCAGGCAGAGCUGGGACGUACAUUAACCCCUACAUUGUCCUAACAAACUAUACCAAAGAUUAAGGCCUGAACUACACAAUCUCUAAACUUUAACUCCCUACACUAUAUUAAACAUAAACCCUUAAACGAACCAUUAACCCCUACACAACCUUAAUACUUAAACUAGCACUAACAAAAACCUGCACAUAAGGUACAUAACGGUGAAGAGUUUAUUUGGGGGAAAUAAUGCCUCGACCUUUGAGAUCCUGGUUUAUUAGGAUAUGCCCAAAACCCUCAUUAUUUUCCCAUAAUGCAUCAUUUACACAUAUAAAUGAAAACAAAGUAAGUGAUCCAUAUAAUUAUCGUCUACCGUGAUGUAACGAUAAAUUAUUUGCUGAAUUCAAGAAUCAGAGCUGCAGUGUUGUUGAAGCAGAAGAGGCUAUUACACGACAUUAAAAAUUAAUUGCACUGUUUACCACCAGGGUGCAUUAUCCUGGUCUCCUGUAAGACAUUAAACCUCAUCUACAUAAUUACUAAAGAGUCUGGGACACGCUGGACCCUGUCAACCUCCCCUUAGGGCUGCUGUAAUAAUGUAAUGCCAAGCUCUGCCUGUUUUAGGGGAAGCAAUAGCCCCCAUACUUAAUUGUAAAACAUAGCAUGUGCACUUAUAACAUAGAAUUUUCAAUGAUGUACACUAACCAGAACUCGUAGCACAGAGGAGAAGCACAUUCUUGAUGUUUUCAGAUAAAUGGAAGGAUAGGGCUUUUAUAAAUAUAACUUUUUUGAAUAUUAAAAGGGAAAAUAUGUCCAAAAGGCAUAUUUUUUAUACUGCACAAAAAUAGUUAUUGAAAAAACAAAUGUACUAAAAUUUGCACAAAAUAUUUCCUAAGCCAUAAAAUCGUACCUUUCCUUAGCUGCUGAACUGACCUCUGUAGCCAAUUAAAGGACCACUAUAGUGCCAGGAAAACAUACUCGUUUUCCUGGCACUAUAGUGCCCUGAGGGUGCCCCCACCCUCAGGAACCCCCUCCUGCCCGGCUCUGGAAAGGGGAAAGGGGUUUAAACUUACCUUUUUCCAGCGCUGGGCGGAGAGCUCUCCUCCUUCUCUCCUCCUCCGUUCCGCCCCGUCGGCUAAAUGCGUACGCGCGGCAAGAGCUGCACGCGCAUUCAGCCGGUCGCAUAGGAAAGCAUUUACAAUGCUUUCCUAUGGACGCUGGCGUGCUCUCACUGUGAAAAUCACAGUGAGAAGCACGCAAGCGCCUCUAGUGGCUGUCAAUGAGACAGCCACUAGAGGAUUAGGGGGAAGGAUUAACCCAUUAAUAAACGCUAUGUUUAUAAAAAAAAUGGGUUAACCCUAGCUGGACCUGGCACCCAGACCACUUCAUUAAGCUGAAGUGGUCUGGGUGCCUAGAGUGGUCCUUUAAGAUCCAUCCCCUUUUUUGCCAAGCACUUACUUCCUUGUUCAAGAUGGACAUUGUCUAAUUAAAUGCUUCUCAUUAUUGAAAUUUAGGGAUGCAUAUAAAAAUUCAUACAUUUGGAGUUCUAUUAGUUCAUGUGCCUUUUUUAAGUAAUUUUUUUGUGUUCAUGAAAACAGUGACGUGCUAUAUGAAGCUAUUGUGAUCUAAAAUUCUUAUCUGGCUCAGCCAACUAGUAGAUGGAUGAACUGGAGAGGAGUAAUAUUAUACAGAAUCUAUGUAGCAUAUGGUUGGCUUGCUAUCUGAUUGCAUCAGAUGUAUAUUUCUAGUCAAGAUGUGGCAGGUAACUUAUUGCACUCAAUUUGAUCUUUUCCAAGCAGAGUGCCUUGGUUUUUUUCCCCUAUGACCUUUACACCUUGGAAGGCCAGAGGUCAAAAUCCAGAACUAAUGUUUUUUUCUUCAUUAGAGAGUUUGAGGGAACAAGGCCUAACCAAAAUGAUCCCUCCAGGAGCAUAUUGCUACUAUAUUUUUUUUAUCAGGAAGAUGUAAAAUAAAUGAAAUUCAUAUCUAAUACCUUUUUUAUUGGACUAACAGAAUUUUAGAAUGAUAAGCUUUCGGGAGAACCUGCCUUUCUCAAGGCUAAAGCAUAUCUGAGCUCAAAAAUUGCUGUAGACUUAAGAAAGGGAGGUUCUCCCUAAAGCUUGUCAUUCCAAUGUUUUGUUAGUCAAAUAAAAAAGGUAUUACAGGAUACGAAUUUCAGCUGCUAUUUUACAUCUGCAUUACUUGACUAAUACGGCUACCAUCUCGAUUUUAAAAGAAAGUGAGGAUUCCAAAAGCAAAUGGUUUCUUGAAGAAGCACAAUAGUGUUAGGAAGACAAACAUGUCUCAAAUUGCAGUGAAAAGUUUCAAACUAACCUUUUUUCUAUCGUCAUGGCUGCCCCCGCGUCCAUGGCUUGAUGAUCUCAACAAAUUUAAUGCUUUUGCAUAGGAAAGCAUUAGGAGGCUAUUACGCAUGCCCGGCAAAAUGCUGCGAUGCACCAAUCAUCAUCUCCUCUUAGAGAUGCACCUCCAGGGCUGGCCUUAGGCCUUAGUAUUAUGUGAAAUACUUAGUCUGCUCCUCUGUAAUGUAGGGGAGGCAGUCUGGCACUUCUGUUGGCUGCAGACCAUAAGUAGCUGUUUUCCUAGCUUGGGAUAAUCAGAGCGCUGCCGCAGAUUACCAAAGGACACUGCAAGUCCCUGAGCUUACAUGGUCUGUACCCAGUGGAGGGGCAGACUAGAUUCAGAUCAGCAUCACUCUCCCAACUAGGUAACAACAGGAAAGGAAGAAUUAAUUUUUUUUAAAAAAAAUCAUUAAUUUAAUAAAUCCCCUAUACAAUCACUACAUUCCUAUACACACACUAUACAUGAAUGAUGGAGGGAGGGGAGGUUGUGAAGAUUUUUAGUACAGGGCACCUAAAGGCUUAAGGCCGGCCCUGUGCACCUCUAUGAGGAGUGGUCAGCAUCUCCAUGCAGAGUGAGCAGCACUAGACUAGGAAGCACCUCUAGUGGCUGUCUGAGUGACUGCAGCGAGAGGUGUUACUAGGCAGCAAUGCAAACACAACCUUUUCUCUGAAAAGUUAGUGUUUAUAUUGAAAAACCCGCAGGGACAUGCUUUAGACACCAGACUACUACAUUAAGCUUUAAAUUCAGCUCAAAAGUGCACAUAUUCAUAUUUAGUUUAAUGAUUCAAAAUGUGCUUUCGGAAUGAGAAUAUCAAGCAUUUUAAUAAAACAGUUCAUCAAAUCUUUCCACUUAGAGUAUGUCAUUUAGAAUUACAAUAUGGUGCUAUAAUGUUCAGAUUUUUUUUACGGGACUAUGGAAUUUGUGUUUAGUGAAACGGCUUCAUUCACAAUAAAUCACAUCUUCUGAACACGGAUCAAAAAAAAAUAGUAAAAAUUAAAUAAAAAUUGCUAAAACCUUUGAAUACUGGUUGGAUUCAGCUGUAGAGUGCAUAUACAGCCAUACUAAAGUACUAAGUACAUUCAGCUGAGCAACUGCAGUUGGUUAAAGGAACACUAUAGUCACCUAAAUUACUUUAGCUAAAUAAAGCAGUUUUAGUGUAUAGAUCAUUCCCCUGCAAUUUCACUGCUCAAUUCACUGUCGGUAAAGUUAGGAGUUAGGAGUUAAAUCACUUUGUUUCUGUUUAUGCAGCCAUAGCCACACCUCCCCUGGCUAUGAUUGACAGAGCCUGCAUGAAAAAAAAACUGGUUUCACUUUCAAACAGAUGUAAUUAAGUGUUCUUGCAUAGCAAGACCACUUAAUGUUAUCUCACAUAUAUAUUAUUCUUAUUCUUAUUAUAGCCAAAUUUGCCACCCUAACGCCUCCCAUAGUUUUUACACUACAUAGAUAAAAAUUUACCAAAUGUGCAGAUUGUUCCCGAUCGGAUUGCUAUUACUCUGUGGAACGUUUCGCCGAAUGGUUCACGGAAUAUCGCCGUUCUUGUGGCGAAAUUUGUCCCAUAGGAAUGAAUGGCAAAGCUAGAGUGGGAGCUGGCAAAAGCUGAAAAAAUCAGGACAUGAUUUCUAAACUGCCACCACUCCCUUAUUUCCAGGCCCACCUACACAAAUCUUAUAUCAAAACGUUCAGCUAUCCCUGCUGCCACUAAACAUGUCAACGGCUAAGCCGUAGUCCUGAUAGUUUUCACAAUAUAAUCAUUUGUUUGCAACUAACGCCGUCCAUUGACAUUCAUUGAAACAUCACUCUACAAAGCUCAAAUUUGAAGUGCAAUUUCUAAACUGCGACUGUGCCUUCAUUUUUAAUACUUCAGAGACAUACUAUGCAUCAAAAUGUAGGUCUGGGUCUUGUGAUUCUCACAAUAUAAAGCUCUUCGCAACCGCCAAAAUACUCUGACCUGUGCCAGGCUGCAGCAGCAAGUGAUGUCAUAGACAGGGCCUUUUGAACACCUGCUAAUGUUUUUAUAAAUGGUUUGAUGUAACUGUGCAACAAUGUUGCAAUUAAAUGUGCUAUAUAAAUGAUAACAGUUACUCUGCCCACUCCAGUUGUGGAGGCAAGAACACUUCACACAAUUUCCCCAGAAAUUGUAGCUUUUCUAGUUUACCUUAAAUAAUUGCAUCUCAAUCUCUAAAUUGAACUUUAAUCACAUACAGGAGGCUCUUGCAGGGUCUAGCAAGCUAUUAACAUAGCAGGGGAUAAGAAAAUCUUAAUUAAACAGAACUUGCAAUAAAGAAAGCCUAAAUUGGGCUUUCUUUGCAGGAAGUGUUUAUGGAAGGCUGUGCAAGUCACAUGCAGGGAGGUGUGACUAGGGUUCAUAAACAAAGGGAUUUAACUCCUAAAUGGCAGAGGAUUGAGCAGUGAGGCUGCAGGGGCAUGUUCUACAAACCAAAACUGCUUCAUUAAGCUAAAGUUGUUCAGGUGACUAUAGUGCCCCUUUAAUAUCUGUUUAGACAUCUAUUCAUCGCAUCAUCUGCACAUGCAUUGCUGGCUGUGGUCAUAACGCAGAAGCAUAAUCAUUUACCUCCACUUGAGUGGGUAACAGACAUGCCAUCUCCAGCAGGUCUCGUUCCUUGUUCACAAACCAACUAGGUUAAAUCCAUCCUAUCGAGUUCCUUUUGGACUGCUUUAACUAUAACUAUAACGGAUUGCCAAACUAAUAAUAUAAUAAAGCAUAUUUGUAUACCUUGAAACUAUGUGGAUUUGCAAUUAUGGCGACUCCAAAGACAUUGCAUUCAUCUUUGGGUGGAAUAUGCAUGAUAUUAUGCUUUGCUUACCAGCUUGCCCAAGACACCCACAAAUUGCCCAUUGCUGCACUAUAUCAUAUGGAACCUGUCCCACCCACUAUCAAAAACAUUCCAUCAAUUUUCUUUGUCCUCGAUCACAUAUUUACAUCCCCCCUAUCUGGAGUUAUGGGAUCUCUAGUUGCCUGAAAAAUCCAAAUGAUCCUUCAUCUACUGUUUAUUGGCUGAACAAUUAACUCAGUUACUGCAAACCAAAAGAAUAUGAAUAUGGUCUUGCGUUGUGCAUUUGUUAAAUUCUGUUGUAAGGAAAUCAGAGAUAUUCAUAUAUUUUCUAUCCCCGCAGGUACCUGCAAGUUGGGCUGGGCGUACUACUGCACAGGAGGUGGUGCAGCAGUUUCUAUGCUUAUCUGUACUUGGAUGUCGUGUUUCGCAGGAAAGAGAAAGAAACCAUCUCCUUACUGACAUUCCAUAUCAUUAGAAAGAGAAUGGACUGUGAUACAGAUGAUGCAUCUGCCUGUUCCUGGCCUGGAACCCCAAGGAACUGGUUAAUUUGCAAUCACAUGGGUGGCAGGUGAAGAUGUGGCCAUGUCAGAUUGUUCUUGGAACCUGCCACAUGUGUUGAUGUGUGCUACAAGCUAGAAGUCAACUUAUUAAAAACAGAAGAAUGGAACAUUAUUACUUGUAACAUGGAAGGACGCUCUUAUCAAGACGUUUACUUCUACAGAGUGACUAUUAAAUACCAUCUGCCCAAAUAUUACAACAUUUAUCAGAUAGUAAUUAUAGCAUGAUUUAUUUCUUACGACGAUUAUAGCUGAGCUACACAGAGUAACUGAGAAUAUUUGUGAACUUGGAAAAUAUGUUAGCGUUAAAAAUGGAGAAUCCAUCCUUAAGACUAGUUAUUCCGAGUUAAUGAAGGAUAAAUGAUGUCCGUUAAGCCUACAGAUAAAGUGACAUAACUUCUGAAGGAAUAUGAAUAUUAAAUAAGGGACAGAUUCCUUAUUUACCCGGAUGUUUAGAAAAAGAUCUCAAACUCUCCCCUCUUCAUCCUGUCACAAACGCUCCCCUCACGAUCACACUCAUCCCCCAAUCUUGUCACACUCACCACUCCUCUCACCCUGGCACAAUAAUCCUGUAAGAUUCACUCAUCACCCUGUAAAACGUACACACACCCUAACCCUGUCAAACUUACCCCCCAGGUGAGCGGCACGUGCAGACCUCAGUAAUGGCUUCCUUGGGAUCCAGUGCUCUCUAGUGAUCUAGAGCACAGCCACAAGAUGUUCCCAGUUUGCACAGUGCUGAACUGUGAGGGAGCGAUUCCGGAGGUCUUGAUUUUGCAGUGGUGCAAACCUCCCACUGGCCCAUCAGGGACUCAGGACCCCCGAUUGACCACCAGGCAGAGCUAACCCCUGCUGGAACAAAAGGGAGUAUGGCCCCACCAUUGGACCACCAGGGAUGAAAACCCCACUUCCUUGAAGGAAGCCAAGCCAUAGGGGGCUACACAGAGCACAACCACACACAAACAAAUUACAUUCAGCCGGCAGACACUCGCAUAUUACAUAUAGCCGUCACACAAACACACCUUAAUUUUUUAAAAUCUGAUUUUAUGGUAAAGUUGUCUAAAAGAUGAAUGUCAGAUGUUGGGACAAAGGACAUGAAAACAAUUCAGUGCUUGCCAUAGGCACUAUCUUCAGUAGAUAUGCCUUUGUGUGAAACCUAUCCCAGAAUGUGAAAUCCCACCUAAUUUAGUGCUGGGCCCAUUAAAUCAUGAAUGUGACCGCACUUUCUUUCCCAGAAUUAUAUCCUUCCUGUUUCCAUAGGGGAAAAUCUCAGGGCAAAGAGAAGGAACUCAUAUGGUUCUCUUGCUCUCAGAACUCAAGAAUGUUUAUGGUAUUAGAGUUCAUUGUUUUUUUCCACACAAUAGAAGAUUUAUGUAUGUUCUUAUACCAUAAUGUUUUAUCUCUACCUGCUGUACGGUGGUGUAGUAAAGCUACCAUUUUAAAAUAAGCACAAUAUGAAAGUUAGAGAAACCCUUAUUUUCCAGCAGAACCUGAAUUCUUCUGAUAAACAGGUUCCGGAGUAGUAAGACGAAAUUGCUUUGAAAUUUCACAGAUGAGGUAUAUGUUAUUUACAACUACAAACGAUUCUACACUAUAUGUACUGGCAAAGUGAUGUGGCAGGUCAUUAAACAAUGAGGUAGUUGCAGAAAAAAGGAGAAAGUGGGGAAAAAAAAAAUCUGUAGGCAUUUCAAGGAUUUUUCCCAACUAUCCCAACUUUGCCCAGACUUGGCGUUGUUCAAGGCAGGGAUAUCCCAUCCUAAUCAUUCAUUAUUUAUUGUACAUAUUUAUAAUAACGUCUAUAAUAUAUAAUAGUAUCUCCUGCACAUACGCUACCUUUAUUCUUCUAGGAAAACAAAACAUUCUACUUAUACCUAUUCCCACUAAAUAGAAAAUAUUUUAAUAAAGAUCUGCUACAUUUAGUGUAAUCAAUUUAAAAAAAAAAAUAAAAAAUUUGAACGUAAUGGACGCAUGUCUCUUUUCAGCUAUGUACCUAUAUACGCAACUAUGUAGCUUUACUGCACCAGGUAUAGCCAAUAGUCAGUAAUGUGAAUAACACAUACAUACACUGUAUAACCCCUAUGCCUGCUAUUCCUCCCAUAUACAGUGAAUAAACUUGUAAAGGGGUAAAUUAUUGAUAUCAAUAAAACAUACAUACAUUGUAUCAAUAAUGCACUUACUCUAUAUUCCUCUACUGUAAUACAACACAUUUAGUGCUUUGCACGCACGAGAACAUGAUUAUUAAAAUAUACAUAAAUACACUGCUGUAAAUCUAAUAUACUUAUUGUACCUACUUAUUGUAGUGACUACACAUACCAUACCUCCCUAGUAAAUUAAAGUGCACUUAGCAUUAAGUAUUAAAAUAAAUAUACAUGCCAUUCAUACUUGUAAACCUAUAUAUAGUAAAGUCAGAGCUGCAGCCAAAGUCUGUAUGUAUAGAGAAAGAGAGAUAAACAAUACAAAGUAAAUAGUUUUAUAUAUUAAAUUUGUAAACUAAACAUAAUUCACGCUAUAAUAAAUAAACUCCCUAUUUAGCGGACACCUACAGCCAAAGAUGCAAACGGAGUUGAAAUAGUAUACUAUAAUAUUACAUUUACUUGCAUAUAUUAUAUAGAAGUAUAUAUAAUUAAUAUUUUGCAUCCCCAGAGUUGUGUAAACAAGAAAAUAUUGUUUCUUUUAACUUUACAGUUUACUCUUCAUCUCUGGUUUUUCAGUUUUGUUUUGUCUGAGAGGCCGUUAAUGAGCAUACAGUUUUAUCCUUCCUUACCCAUCCAACUAAAUAUUUUUGGGUCUUUGUACAGUUUACUCAAGCAGUUCUUGACCCCCAUUUCUUUCGUAAAUCAUACACGUGUAUAGAAUGUAUUAAAAAUGUGCAAAUAAUGCUUCAAUGCUUGUAAAUUUUGUAUUAGCAAAGGGAAGCAUAUGUGAGGGAGCGGACUUCGAAUUACUGUGAUUAUUAAAAACUGCUCUGUAUGUGCAGGGGGAUAGGAUAUAAGGACCUCCUUGCAUUAUAUUCUAUAUAAAAAAAAAAUGUUUAAAUUACAAUGGUGUUUGGAGUACCCCUUUAUAUAAAACCUAAUCUAUCAGUUAUUAAUCGUAUGUAAAAUUAGUCAUGAUUAUAACCACAUAGCCAUUACAAUUUCAAAUGUCAAGUUGUUGGUAGACUAUAAAAGCACAUUAUAUUAUAGUAUUCUAUGUAGCAUGUUAUAGGAGGGGAUGCGGACAGAAAAAAAACACCUAUUCAUGUAACAAAAACAGUUUUUAAAAAUAUGUAGAAUACGAAGCCGAAACCUAAAUAAAAAAAAUCGACUGAAAAA
Messenger RNA from Pelobates cultripes (western spadefoot toad), 26534 nucleotides. NCBI's taxonomy places the organism in Eukaryota, Metazoa, Chordata, Amphibia, Anura, Pelobatidae. The record is from the annotation of a GenBank genome assembly.